Molecule: messenger RNA, 1164 nt
Organism: Aspergillus mulundensis
Lineage: Eukaryota; Fungi; Ascomycota; Eurotiomycetes; Eurotiales; Aspergillaceae
Product: WD40 repeat domain-containing protein
Exons: 3
Coding region: 1-1164 (387 amino acids)
Biological process (GO): TOR signaling; regulation of actin cytoskeleton organization
Cellular component (GO): TORC2 complex; TORC1 complex
Molecular function (GO): protein binding
Source: RefSeq, a predicted model, not a curated record
AUGUCAGCGGGCUAUGACCAUACUAUCCGAUUUUGGGAAGCUCUGUCCGGCAUUUGCUCGCGCACUAUACAACACCCCGACUCCCAGGUAAACCGUCUCUGCAUCACGCCGGACAAGCGAUAUCUGGCGGCUGCUGGUCACAACAAUGUGAAACUAUACGACAUCAAGUCCACGAAUCCGAAUCCUGUGAUGACAUUUGAAGGUCACACAAAUAACAUCACCGGAGUUGCAUUCCACUGCGAAGGAAAGUGGAUGGUUACUAGCUCUGAAGAUGGUACAGUAAAAGUCUGGGACACAAGGACAGGGAGCCUCCAGCGCAACUACGCACACAAAGCCCCGGUGAAUGACGUCGUCAUACAUCCAAACCAGGGGGAGCUUAUCAGCGGUGAUCGUGCUGGUAUUGUCCGGGUCUGGGAUCUUGGAGAGAGUGUCUGCACUCAUCAAUUGAUUCCAGAGGAUGAUGUUGCUGUACACAGCGUCAGUGUUGCCAGCGAUGGGUCUCUACUUUGUGCAGGAAACAAGAAGGGAAAUGUGUACAUCUGGCGCAUGAUCCAAGAAGCCGAAGUGACUCGCAUCGUUCCAAUUUGCACCUUUCAAGCCCACAAGGACUACCUUACCCGUGUCCUUCUUUCGCCUGAUGUUAAGCAUCUAGCAACCUGCUCCGCUGACCAUACUGCUAAAGUAUGGAACCUCGACCUAGAUUAUCCUCCAGCGAAAAUGGCUAUUGCGGCCGCUGCCCGAACGAAAGCCAAGUCACCGCCGACGGAAGUAAAACCGGCAUCUCCAUCUCCCGUGGGCUCUGAGAGCCAAAGCAGCUCUAUGCAAGUUGAGAGGGGCAAAGCCGAUAGUAUUCCAUUCCACCUGCUCAACGGGACACCGCCUGUCAAUAACGUCGAGCCGCCGCCAUCUUUUCCUGUACAGCCUGAUGGCCCCCCUAUGGACCCUAAUACCGGCACGCUGUUUCUGGAAACAACUCUGGCAAAUCAUCAAAGGUGGGUCUGGGAUUGUGCGUUCUCGGCCGAUUCUGCGUACCUAGUUACUGUGUCCAGCGACCACUAUGCGCGCCUCUGGGAGUUGGCGUCGGGUCAGAUCAUUCGUCAAUACAGUGGACAUCAUCGCGGGGCGGUGUGUGUCGCUCUAAAUGAUUACUCGGAGCCUCGUUGA